AUGCCCCUCGACAAGCACAUCAACAAGCCUCUGCGCCGCCAUGUCUGGACUUCUAAGGGUCGCGCCUGGACUCGCGUCGCCGUAGACCGCGAGCGAAGAGACUUCUUUGACACCCGCGUCACUGGCCGCCCAGAGGUCUGGCAGUCUUUGCGCGCAGCCCUCGAGGUUAUCUGGGACCCUGUAGGCCAGGGUGCUGCCGACGAUGGCACUGGUGGUCUUGCGACAGCGCAAGGCAUCCUUAAUGCGGCAGAGAUCACUCUCCCCACGGGCGAUCUUGCUCAGGGUGCCUACGAUCAAUUGGGCAACUACUAUCCACUGUCUGAGUGGCUUGUCGCUGAUCCCACUAAUUUGGUUGAGGACGAUGCCACGAUCGACGGCGCCGACGAAGCGCUCUCGACUAGAGAUCUCAAGGACGAUCUUGCGGGAGGAGAGGAGACUACAGAAGAGCUAGACGAGGAAGAUAACGUCCGCCGGAGAGAAGAGAAGGGUAAGGCCGUCGUCGACGCCCGGGACCAGCUCUCCGUCCUAGCCCGCCUGAGCGAGACUGCGCGCGAUGUCACUGUCAGCUUCGUCAAGAGCGAUAGCGUCAGAACUGUUGCUCGUAAAAUUCAGGAGCAAUCAGGACUCGCCAGCACCAAAAAGAUUCGCAUCGCCUACAUGGGCAAGAUCCUUAAGGACAAUCUCUCCCUCGCGGAGCAGGGCUGGGCAGAGGGUCAUGUGGUCAACGCCCUCGUCUUCGACAGAUAG
This is a messenger RNA of Colletotrichum fioriniae, 747 nucleotides long. RefSeq lists its product as uncharacterized. The record is from RefSeq and is a predicted model, not a curated record. NCBI's taxonomy places the organism in Eukaryota, Fungi, Ascomycota, Sordariomycetes, Glomerellales, Glomerellaceae. Gene Ontology annotation, molecular function: protein binding.